Molecule: messenger RNA, 2148 nt
Organism: Closterium sp. Naga37s-1
Lineage: Eukaryota; Viridiplantae; Streptophyta; Zygnematophyceae; Desmidiales; Closteriaceae
Source: the annotation of a GenBank genome assembly
AUGAAGAAUUUCGCCUUGUGCGGCGUGUGCCGGCUGUCGCACGAUCAGGGCCGACCGCACAUCUACACCAAGCGACACACGACGGCGCUUGCGACGCUUCUCGAUAAGGAGCUUCGUCGCAUGACCGCCCUUGCGACGUGGCUCGAGUCGCACAGUCGGUCGCUGACGUCCACGCAAGAGCAAAGCGCGCCGAUAGCGGCGGGGAUAGCCGCGCAGGGCGGCGCGGACGAGAGGCGGAAUGGUGCCUGCAGCCGCGAGGAGCGCCGCGAUUGGCGGCCCGCCGGGUCUCUGUCAGGAACGCGCGGCGACGAGGGAACCGAUAGAGCGAGUAUUAAUGGCGGCAGUGAUGGCGGCGCGGGUGUCGCGUGCGAGGAGAGCCGGAAACGGAGCCGAUGGUGCCGGUUUUGCGACGCUGACGUGGCAGAGGAUAGCAUGAUCGGCGGAUGGAUGCAGUGGGUGCGCCACGUCAGCAGCGGGGACCACAUGACGUCAGUGAGGGCGUUUUGGGCGGCAAACUGCAGCGGCAGGGGCGUCGUGGCUGCUGAUACGAUUGCUCUCGCUGCCGCCCUCGCCGCCCGCCUUGCUGCUGCUGCUUCUGCCGCUGCUACGUCUGCUUCUGCUUCUGCUGCUUCUGCUGCUUCUGCUGCUUGUGCUGUUAAUAGCGACGGUUCGACUGUGCCUACAGGGGGUGCUGCAGGGGAUGUUACAGGGGACGCUGGCACCAAGCGACGAGCCAAGAAGCAAAGAGGGAGCAACCAAGGAGGUUUAGAGAUUAAAGAGACCAAAGAUACCUGGCGGGCAUUCGUGCUGCCCCCUGCCGUCGCCACUGCCACCGCCGCUGCUGCUGCUGCUGCUGCUCUGUCGUCUCCUUCUUCCCUUGCUGCUCCCCCGCUCUCCUCAAUAACCCCAUCGAAUCAACCCCCCUGCCCGCCCCUCACUCCCCUCCCACACACUAGAAGCCCCUACCCUCCCACCCCCACCACUACCACUUCCAAACCCAUCAUCACAACACCGAACCCAUCUGCACCGCUGCUAAACCCCUUAACACCCCCUGAGGGCCUCUUCCUGGUCCCAGACUCCUUCUGCCCCAUCCUCUGCCCGCCAAUCACCAACGCCAAAAUCUGGAAGUUUCGGGCGCAGCGCGUUGGGGCAGCCUGGGCAGAGCAGCGCCGGGCUGAAAUAAAAGCGGCGGAAGCGGCUCGGAGUGUGGCCGCUGCCGCUGCUGCUGCGCUGCGGUUUGCCCCUGCUGGCCCUCCGACUACGGGCAGGGGCCCUGAGGUCAUAACAUCAUCUUCAACAGGUUUAGCUGAAGCUUCUGCUGCUGCUCCCACUGCUGCUGCUGCUGCUGCUGCUGCUGCUGCUGCUGCUGCUGCUGCUGCUGCUGCUGCUGCUGCUGCUGCUGCUGCUGCUGCUGCUGCUUCUGCUAGUGUGGUUGGUGAGCGCAGUGAGAUCGACCUAUCGAACGUGUCCAUGUGGCUUCCAAGCUUUGGGCGAGUGUGGCAGAGCGGCCCUAGGCAGGCCAGCAGGAGGGAGUUUGAUGCAGAGAGACGAGCGCAGAGGGGCAGAGGCCGGCAGGAGAGGCAGCACAGGGGAGGGGAGGAGAGGAGGGGAGGAGGGCAGGAGAGGCAGCACAGGGGAGGGGAGGAGAGGAGGGGAGGAGGGCAGGAGAGACAGCACAGGGGAGGGGAAGAAAAUUGGCACAAACAACGUGAAGAGCAGCAGCACGAGGGAGCGAGGGGAGGAGGGGAGGAGGAUGAAAAAAAGGAGGCUAAGACCUGGGCUGAGCGGUCUGUAGGGACUGGAGGAGCAGUGGUCCAACUGAUGAUGCCACAUGCUGAUCACCCCUUGCCGCCACAGCCCUCUGAGAGGCAUGAUUUACCUUCAGGGCCUGUUGCUUCAGCAAGGGAGGUGGUGGCUCUAGCGGGCUCUAAUGAUGCAGCUUCUGCCUUGCAAGCUUCUGGCUUGCAAGCUUCUGACUUGCAAGCUUCUGGCUUGCAAGCUUCUGACUUGCAAGCUUCUGACUUGCAAGCUUCUGACUUGCAAGCUUCUGACUUGCAAGCUUCUGACUUGCAAGCUUCUGACUUGCAAGCUUCUGAUCUGCACGCUUCUGAGCUGAGGCCGUACGUUCCAAAGCGCCUCAGGCGAUGA